AUGCAGUCCAUCAGAGACUUGAAGCCUAACUUCGGCGGACCUCCUCCUUCCUCCAUGGCUGCCGGCCCUGAUGCUUAUCUCCAGGGUAACCUCAGGUUGACUCUGGAGGACCCUGAACUCUGGAAGUCCUUUCAUGAAAUAGGGACAGAGAUGAUCAUCACUAAACCUGGAAGGAGGAUGUUUCCACACUGUAAAGUGAAUCUCUCCGGCCUGAUUCCAUGUGCCAAAUACAUCCUGCUGGUUGACAUGGUCCCUGAGGACGGAUUCAGGUAUAAGUGGAAUAAAGAGAAAUGGGAGGUGGCAGGAAAAGCGGAGCCCCAGCCUCCCUGCAGGACCUACCUCCACCCCGACUCUCCGGCCCCGGGGAGCCACUGGAUGAAGCAGUCCGUCUCCUUCCUCAAGCUCAAACUCACCAACAACACGCUCGACCAGCACGGCCAUAUCAUUUUGCACUCCAUGCACCUCUACCACCCGCGCUUCCACAUCGUCCAGGCAGACGACCUGUUCAGCGUCCGCUGGAGUGUUUUCCAGACCUUCACCUUCCCAGAGACUUCGUUCACAGCCGUCACCGCCUACCAGAACACCAGGAUUACAAAGCUGAAGAUCGAUCACAACCCUUUCGCCAAAGGGUUCCGGGAGGAAGGCACCAAUAAGAAACGGCGAGCCAACAAGAACCCAGGCUGCCCCGAGAAGAGACCAAAGGCCUCAGACAUCUCGGACAGGGACUCGGAGGAGGACGGUCCACAAGAUUUCUGCCAGUCAUCCUAUGAGGCUUAUGAUGGAGAGGAAGGAGAGCUGCCCAAAAGGAAAGGGGUCAGUGAGGUCAAAGAGGAGCGCUACUCCCCGUGGGCCGCUGACCGGGAGCACAGAGCGAGGACUGACUCGCCCGCCGGGGCAGACGCCAGAGAUGUGUACAACGCAGAGCAGCUGGUUCCUGCUCCUGCGUCCUACCAGCCGUACAGGUUCCACGAGUACGGGAAGUCUCCCUCUCCUUCCUCCAGCAUCGGCAGCAGCACCAGUGGCACAGAGCGCAGCAGCUUUGAGUCCAGGGUCCCUGAUGUCGCCACCGUCCCCGACCACGACUCUUCAAAGAUCGGGCCCUCCCCCUGCGGCCCCCAGCCCCUCCCUGCCCCCCAGGACUACAGCCCAGGGGUCCUCAACAUGACCAUGGCCCAGGCGGGCAAGCCCGGGGUCAUCGGCCACCACAUCUACAGCCCCUAUGGCGCCGAGCAGCCCCUGGGCCAGUGGAGUGGUCCAGGCCCCGCCCAGUACCCACCUCCUCACCACCUGCCCGCCGACUACACCACGCAAGCUGUGCACCACGGCUAUCAUCAUGGCAACGUGGCCGAGUGGAGCCAGUACCCGCUGUUCUCUUACUCCUGCUGGUGA
Molecule: messenger RNA, 1389 nt
Organism: Limanda limanda (common dab)
Lineage: Eukaryota; Metazoa; Chordata; Actinopteri; Pleuronectiformes; Pleuronectidae
Gene: tbx16
Product: T-box transcription factor 16
Exons: 9
Coding region: 1-1389 (462 amino acids)
Biological process (GO): pattern specification process; cell fate specification; heart morphogenesis
Cellular component (GO): nucleus
Molecular function (GO): RNA polymerase II cis-regulatory region sequence-specific DNA binding; DNA-binding transcription factor activity, RNA polymerase II-specific
Source: RefSeq, a predicted model, not a curated record